Messenger RNA from Argiope bruennichi, 1278 nucleotides. It is a transcript of the gene mRpS29, whose product is annotated as 28S ribosomal protein S29, mitochondrial-like. Gene Ontology annotation, biological process: apoptotic process. The transcript is spliced from 13 exons. Gene Ontology annotation, molecular function: structural constituent of ribosome. The coding region runs from base 59 to 1246 and encodes 395 amino acids. Gene Ontology annotation, cellular component: mitochondrial small ribosomal subunit; mitochondrial ribosome. Lineage: Eukaryota; Metazoa; Arthropoda; Arachnida; Araneae; Araneidae. The record is from RefSeq and is a predicted model, not a curated record.
UGUAUUUUAUGUUAACCUAACCUCCAUACGAUCAAAAUAAACAAACAUAAUAUGCAUCAUGGCUAGUUAUAAAUUGAAGCAUCUUCCAAUUCUGGCAAGGACUCAAUUAAAUUAUUUGAAAAAUGGUGCAGCAUUUUCUACAAAUCCAGCACAAGUUGUUCAAGACCAAUUUCUGCAUUUUAGAACCACAGAAAAUAGCCCUAUUCUUCACACAAGGAAUCAUAUUGGUAAAUUCUAUACAAUGCAUCCAGAUAUAAAGAACAAAUUAUUCCUCAGUGGAGGCAUACCUAAAUCAUGGGAUAAUCAGAUGAAAGCUUUUUGUGAAACCUGUAUCAUGGUUCGAGAACCAGCUUUAGAAGUAAUGUCUUUUGUAAACAAAAUAAAUUAUUCUGAUCCAGCAAUUCGUUUUAUUAUAUUUGGAAGAGAUGGCUCAGGCAAGACUGCAACUUUGAUGCAUCUUUUACAUUUUGCUUAUGAAUCUGAGUUCCUUUUACUUCAUGUACCUUGGGUUUCCAACUGGACAAAAAGACCAAAAGAAGUUAUUGCAUCUCAGUUUGAAGAAGGUAGAAUUGAUCUGCCUGUGGAAUCAGCUAUAUGGCUUCAGCAUUUUAAAACUCAAAACUCACAACUCAUGGAAAAACUCAAUUUAAAAGCUACUCAAUCAUACACAUGGAGUAAAAGAGAAGUGACAGAACAAGGAGACUCUCUUAUGAACAUAGUUGAGCAUGGGAUACAAAGAGUGCGUCAUUCCUCAGAUUGUGUAGCAGCUCUUGUGAAAGAAAUUAAGCAGCAAGCACAAACUGGAAAAUUCAAAGUUAUGGUUAUAAUUGAUGGUGUAAAUGCUUUCUGGAACAAAACUAAUGUGAAAAGACCUGAUAGGUCAUUGGUUCCAGCUACUGAAAUAACAAUAACUCGUGCAUUUAUGAAACUAUUACAAAAUGAUUGGAAUAAUGCAGCAAUUAUAACAAGUGUAGAUAUUAUACCAUUUAACCGAAAUGCAACAAAGCAUGAUCCUUAUACACCACGUGCUUUACUAGGAAAAGAGGGUUUUGAAUAUAUGGAUCCCUUUAUUCCAAUUCAUGUAGAUAAAUAUACAGAUAAAGAAAUUCAUUCAGUUCUUGAUUAUUACUGUGACAGGCUUUGGAUACAGUCAGAGAGAGCGCAACAAGAAGAAGGGAGGAAACAGAUAAAAUUUUUAAGUGGCUACAAUCCAGCUGAAGUAAUGAGGCUCUGUAAUCCACUGUAAUUUCAUAAAUAAAAGACCAACACUAAAAGAAA